Rubroshorea leprosula is the source of this 1356-nucleotide messenger RNA. Lineage: Eukaryota; Viridiplantae; Streptophyta; Magnoliopsida; Malvales; Dipterocarpaceae. The record is from the annotation of a GenBank genome assembly.
CUAGAUCUGAUGGUCCAGAGAAAGCCGCAUAGGUGUUUGAGGAGCUGAAGAUUUUAUAGAGAGAAGGAAAAAACCAGACGCAGAGAAAACCCACCAAAGUCCCUGUACUUUUGAGCUUUAAUCUGAUGGGAGAGGAAGAGAAGAAACCGGCGGAAGAGAAGAAAAUGGAGGAGAAGGGAACAGAGGAGGGGAAGAAACCUGAAGAGGAGAAGAAAGAAGAAGCCAAACAGGAUGAAAAACCAGCUGAGGAAAAGAAAGAACAGAAGAAAGGAGAAGGUAAAGAAGAAGCCCCUGCUCCUCCUCCGCCACCUCCUCCGCCACCUCCUGAAAUCAUCUUGAAGGUCUACAUGCAUUGCGAGGGAUGCGCCCGAAAGGUCCGCAGGUGUCUCAAAGGCUUUGAAGGUGUGGAAGACGUGAUGACAGAUUGCAAGAACCAUGAGGUUGUAGUGAAGGGAGAGAAAGCAGAUCCGAUGAAGGUGCUUCAGAGAGUGCAGAGGAAGAGCCAUCGGCAGGUGGAGCUUAUCUCUCCGAUCCCGAAACCGCCGGUUGAGGAGGAGAAGAAAGACGAGGAGAAAGAGAAGCCUAAACCGGAAGAGAAGAAAGAAGAGGUGAUCACGUUGGUGCUGAAGGUUCGCAUGCAUUGUGAGGCUUGUGCACAACAUAUCAAAAAAGGCAUACAGAAAAUGAAAGGAGUGGAAUCGGCAGAACCAGAUCUGAAGAACUCUGAGGUGACGGUGAAGGGAGUGUUUGAUCCGCUGAAGCUGGUGGACUACGUGUACAAGCGAAUUAAAAAGCAAGCGGUAAUAGUGAAACAAGAUCCAGAGAAGAAAGAAGAUGCCAAAGGUGCCAGCAAGGACAAUAAAAUGGAGGAAGAAGGUGGGUACAAAAAAAGGGAAGAAGGCGGUGGAGACGACAAACAGAAAAAGGAGGGUGGUGACGGCAGUGACGAUAAGGGCACGACGGAAACUGCCGCAGAUAGUAGCGCGGAAGAGACCAAAGUGGAGAUGAAGAGGAAUGAGUACUAUCAUUACCCGCAGAGGUACGCCAUGGAGAUGUAUGAAUACCCACCUCAGAUCUUUAGCGACGAGAAUCCAAACGCUUGUUCUGUUAUGUAAAAGUCAAGGAUGUUAGGGGGCAUUAUGGUAAUUGAAAAGAAAUGAUCUUGUUCACUAGGUGCCUUCUUUGUACCGUCUAGUAGCCGCAUUCAGUGCAAUCUACAGAUAAGAUAAGCAUAAGCUGUAGGAUUUUGAGAGUCCUUUUCUCUGUACUUUCUUUACCCUUUCAUUCUCACCUUUUCCUUUAGUAGUAAUGUAUACAUAAAUAAUUAUAAUAUCAUAAGAUGUUAUGAUUUGAAAU